ACGGGAGGUUCCUGUCUAUGCAGCAGCUACAAGCCCGGUCAUCGCCGCUGCCCCGAGCCCGCAGACCCCGUAUGGACAACGACGGGCAUCAACAUCGGAUUGCAGGCUAGAAACACAGCAUUUACUAUGCAUCGGUUUUCCCUGUCAUUUAAAAACCACAGUCGAUACCCAUAGGAUCUCAACCCCCUAUUACACAGAAGAUCGACGGCAAACCCGGUGUCAAUCUUCUGCGGAGUCCUCACCUCAUGCCAUGACUCAGCUACCCCAUGAUGAUUUUGAGACCUGUCUGGAGAAGGCUGAAGCCUGGAUGAAAUCGAUCCACGAGAGGCUGAAAGUUAAUGACAACACACAGGGGCCCAGAUCCGCCCUGGAGUCCAGGCUGAGAGAGACAGAGAAAAUCUGCUCUCUGGAGCCAGACGGGAAGCUGCUCCUAGAUAUGGUCCUGAUGAAAGCUAAGACUCUGCUGAGUGAAAGCAGCGAGGAUGAGAAGCAUGAGAUCCUAGUGAAGCAGGGGAAGAUCAAGACUCUGUUUGACGAAACCAUUACCUACAUGACCCACUGUCACAGUCGCAUUGAGUGGGUCUGGCUGCACUGGAAUGAGUACCUGAGAGCGCGGGAUGAGUUUACUCUGUGGGUUCACAACAUCACUCUGACCCUGGAGCCGGACGUGGAGCUGCAGCUGGGCCUGAAGGAGAAAUGCUGGCAGUAUGAACAGGCUCUGGUCCUGCUGAGAGACGUCGUUAACCAGUCCAGGCUGCUGGACAGACUCCUGGAGGAAGCGGCUUCCUUGUACAACCGGAUUGGGGAUCCCAGCGUUGACGAGAGUGUCCAGAGUGCAAUGAUGGCCGAGUACAAGCAGAUCAAGAAGAAAACCAAGGAGAGAGUAACACGUCUUGAAAAGAUCUUUAAGGACCAUGAGGCUUAUGAUACGGAUGUCACUCAUUUCAAAUCUUGGCUAAAUACUGUGAUUGAAAAACUGAAAUGCUGUGUUGGAUCAGCCUCCGAUUCUACAGAGAACAGACUCAACAUGCUGCGGGAAAUCGGCAAAGAUGUGGAAAUUGGAGAGAAACAGUUGGAGGCCCUGGAGGUGAAGUCAGCGGAGGUGAUUAGGAACACCUCUCCUCUCGGUACUGAAAAAAUCUAUAAGGAGCUAGAAGAACUGCGCCGAACUCUGGCAGAACUAAAACUCAUGAACAGCGAAGAAGAAGAGAGUCUACUGAAGACAUACAACUCGGAGAAUGCCUUCAUCCUGCUUGCCCGGCAACUGCAGGCCAACAUCGCUGAGUUUAGGAAAGCCAUACAGAGGUUGGAGGAGAGUCUAGAGUGUGGAGAGAGGGUGAAGAGUGAAGAUGAGUUACUCGCACUUUGGAAAACGUUGAAUGUCACCAAGUCAGCAUUAGCUGCAGAAGAGGCCAAGGCAGAACGGGUGAAAGUCCAGCUGAAGGAUCUCUUCAAAUUCUCCAAGGAUGUCCAGCCGUUAUCUGAUGAGGUCAUAGCUGCGAUGCGCGACUACCAAAGAGUGAAGAGUAAAGCUUUUAAGCUGAGCACUGAGACGGAAUCUGAGCUCAGGCAGCUAUUCCAGAACCCACUACGGGAAUUCCUCUACUGGAAAGUGAUAGCUGAGAGCGUCCUGGACUCCACCGCCGUUCCUGUGAAUGAUGGUGCCAUGAACCAGGACUCCAUGGACAAUAUUGAGAGGUUAUUAGGGGAGAGCAGCGCUAUUAAGGACAAGCUGGCAGCAUUAGAGCAGAAGAAGGAGCGGAUACACAGCGUCCUCGGUGAUGACAAAACCAGGGCUCUCCUGAGUGAUAUCUCCGCAGCCGAGAAGGAGAGAGCCGCCCUGCACCAAGAUCUGCUGCAGAGGAAGGACACCUUACAGAGUUUGGCUGUGCAGAGUGAAGAGUUUGAUUCAGUGUUCAAGGCGCUGCACAAGCAGAUGUCAGCCAUCAGAGUUAAAGUCGCCAAGGAAAAUGAGCUGCAGCCGGAUAUUAUUGGGAAACAAGCGCAACUUCAGCGACUGCAGAUGCUGCUGGAGGACUUAACGAAACUCAGCUCGCCUAUCAAGGCGUUGCGUUCUAUGACCGAGUCAAACCCCACCCAGGCUCAUAGAGCGAGCCAGCUGUCGUCAGAUUACCUUAUGCUGCAGAGGUCUCUGGAGAAUAACAUAAGGAAAAGUAAAGAGAAUAUUAAUAACCACUGGUUAUUCAACAAGACACUGCAAGACCUCCAGCACUGGAUCAUGGUAACCCGAGGGAGGCUGGAGGCAUACCAGGACGGCAGCAAGGAAUGGGAGGAGAGAGAUAUUGAGGUACUGCUGGUUGAGAGCUCAGAAAAGGAUCUCCAGCACCUUCAGGUGGAGGCACAGGGUCAGCAGGUGAUUGAAACCUCUUCCCCAGAGGGAGCAGCCGCCAUCCACUCUGAGAUACAGCAGCUCAUAGAGUCUUGGGACUCUCUACAGCAGAUGAUUCAGCAGUUGUCCAGGACCCUGAAAGAGAGAGAGCAACAGAUAAGAAGUCCCAAACCGGGGAGAAGGCCGACUGCUGUCCCCGUAAAUCAGACAUCUGGUCUCUUUCCAGAUAUGGAUCCACACAGCUCCUCAAAGUAUGGCAAGAGCGCAGACUCCAACAAGAUGGACACCAGCAGUGUCAACCAUGAUGGACACGUAACUGGAAUUAGUGUGCAAGAUGACAAUGGUCAUAUUGGAGCACCAGGAGCCCAAGGACUUAUACAAGGUGCCAGCGGCCAUAAUGGAGUGCCAGAAAAACAAGGACUUAUGCAAGGUGACAGCGGCCAGAAGGAUGUGCCAGGAAACCAAGGACUUAUACAAGGUGCCAGUGGCCAGAAGGGUGUUCCAGGAAACCGACGACUUAUACAAGGUGACAGCGGCCAGAAGGGUGUGCCAGGAAACCAAGGACUUCUACAAGGUGACAGCGGCCAGAAGGGUGUGCCAGGAAACCAAGGACUUCUACAAGGUGACAGCGGCCAGAAGGGUGUGCCAGGAAACCAAGGACUUAUACAAGGUGCCAGCAGCCAGAAGGGUGUGCCAGGAAACCGAGGACUUAUACAAGGUGACAGCGGCCAGAAGGGUGUUCCAGGAAUGGGACUUAUACAAGGCGCCAGCGGCCAUAAUGGUGUACCGGGGUACCAAGGACUUAUAGAAGGUGACAACGAUCACAUAGGUGGGCCAGGAAUCCAAGGACUUAUACAAGGUGCCAUUGGCCAGAAGGGUGUGUCAGGAAACCGAGGACUUAUACAAAGUGACAGCGGUCACAUAAGUAUGCCAGGAAACCAAGGACUUAUACAAGGUGCCAUCGGCCACAAGGGUGUGCCAGGAAACCAAGGACUUAUGCAAGGUGCCAGCGGCCAGAAUGGUGUGCCGGGAAACCAAGGACUUAUGCAAGGUGCCAGUGCCCAGAAGGGUGUGCCGGGAAACCAAGGACUUAUAGAAGGUGACAGAGGUCACAUAGGUGGGGAAGGAAACCGUGUACUUAUACAAGGUGCCAGUGGCCAUAAUGGUGUGCAAGGAUACCAAUUACUUAUACAAGGUGACAGUGGUCACAUAGGUGGGCCAGGAAACCAAGGACUUAUACAAGGUGCCAAUGGCCAGAAGGGUGUGCCAGGAAACCAAGGACGUAUACAAUAUGACAGCGGUCACAUAGGAGGGCCAGAAAACCAAGGACUUAUACAAGAUCCCAGCGGCCAAAAGGGUGUACCAGGAAACCAAGGACGUAUACAAGGUGCCAUCGGCCAGAAGGGUGUUCCAGAAAACCAAGGAUUUGUACUAGGUGUCAUCGGCCAGAAGGGUAUGCCAGGAAACCAAGGAUUACAAAGUGAAGACUUGUCCAGCACUGACCAUGAACCCGGAAGACUCAGUGACACAGGAAGACCUGACACCGGUACACAGCCGGCAUUCCAGCAGGCAGGGAGCGCCGUCAGAAUUAUAAGUUCUGGAUAUGGAGCACGUUCUCCUGGUCAAUCAGAGAAGUCUGAAAUCCAAAGUCCAGCAUCAGGGAGGAUAGAUGUAAUCUCCAGAAUAACACGGACGACUGAUUCAGGCGUAAUCACUGCAGGUGGAGCCAGGGAGUUUGGAAAUGCUAGACAUAUUGACAGCACUGACACGGACAGCAAUCCAUCCACUGACAGAGGACAGACUGACUAUAGAGAGAGCAAUGCUAACGAAGCACAUGGAAGCGCUAACCCGAGCAGUAUUGAAGGUGAAUCCAGAAACACAGACGCAGGAUAUGUACAGUCUGGUGGCUUCAUCAGGUUUACCGGUGUUGACCAUGAAACGAGAUCACCCGGCAGGUGGGCAACGCCUGUGAAGAGUCCAUCAGCAGGAAUGGGGGUAGAGCUGACAUCCAGCACUGAUACUGACGGUAAUUCAUCUACUGAUAGAAGAAAAACGGGCCAUAGAACAAUCAAUAAUAACAGAUUGCAAGGAUUUGGACAAACUGAAAAACCGAGCAGUACUGGGCACGAAACGUAUAGACUUACUGCUACAGGACAAUCUGAAACUGGCUAUAUCACUACAGACGCAGGAUAUGAGCAGUCUGGUGGCUUUAUCAGCACUGAGACUGACGGAAAUUCAACCUUUGAUAGAAGACAAACUGACAACACAAAAUACGAUAAUAACCGAGCACGAGGAUUUGGACAAACUUGGAAAGCGAGCAGCACUGACCAUGCUACCUAUAGACUUACUGAUUCAGGGACGUUCAGCAUUCCCGACGCAGGAAAUCACCAAUCUGCUGGCUUCAUCAGGUUUACCAGCACUGACCAGGGAAUGAGAUCCCCCGGCGAAUGGACACCGCCUAGUAAGAGUCCUGCAGCGGGAACAGGAAUAGAUCUGUCAUCCAGUUUUGUUGUAGGAAAUAAUGUGAAAGAAGGUGACGGAAAAUCUCCUAAUAAUCAUGGUACUUUCAGGAGACAUCGGAAAUUAGUGUCGCUCGCAGAGUCCGUGGAUAUUGUGGAUUCUCCCUCCGCACAGAGUAUAAGGGGGAACAAGACAGGUGACGAUCACAUGACACUUCUGAUGGAGUUUGAGCACUGGCUGCAGGCUGAGAAUUCUAAAUUAAACAGGAUAUGUGCAGCUGAAAUAUCCAGCAGCGACGGAAUACAAACAAAGCAGAGUAAACUGCAGAAAUUACAGUGCCGGGUUCCUCAGGGACAGAAGCUCUUUAACUCCCUCCUGCUCUGCAGGUCGGCCAUGACGGUGACUGAGGAUCUCAGAUUGGAAGAUCUGCGCUAUCGCUGGAUGCUUUACAAAUCCAAACUCCAUGAUUCUGGAAACCAUACGAAUCUGGAUGUGUUGCAAGAACCCAGAGUAAUAAACAAGAAAUCGGGAGGACUGUGCUCCUUCCUGCACCGCGUCUGCUCUGCCGCCCUCCCGCUGCAGCUCUUGCUCCUCCUCCUCUUACUCCUGAUGUUCCUACUCCCUCUGCUGCUCGAGUCAAAGAACUGCGCCCUUUCCAACAAUUUUGCUCGCUCCUUCAACCUAAUGCUAAAGUACGAAGGACCCCCUCCCACCUAGGGACAUCGCAAGUGUCCCAGACAUACUGUAUUGUUUUUAUUCUUCUAUAAUAUGGCAGCUGUACCUCCAUAUUGUACAUAUUAUUGUUGGCAGAUGCUGACAUGGCGAUUAACCCUUUCACGGCCGAUGGGGUCUGAUGCUGGGGGAGGGAUAGUCAAGUAUUGUUGGCGUCAGCAACUUGAGAGGGUUAAUCGCACUCUGUACAUAUUUCUGAUGUAUAUAAAAGAAGCGACAGCAUAUUAUAUAUUUUAUACAUUGUACCAAUGCUUUUUUUUUAUAUAUACAUAUAUUUGUGUAUCUUGUUUGUAUGUUUUGAUAUUGAGAAUCACAGAUCACUGUGAGUAAUUGAUUUGGAAUAAGUUACAUUAAGUUGUAAACCCCCUUAUCACAUGUGCAGAGAUUAUGUAACAAUGUAGUGUGUUUAACAGGCAACAGAAUGUGAUGGUAUAUAUACAGCAUACAAACACAGUGAUCAUUAACCAGCUACAGAACCACAGGUCACAUGACAUCACCCUUUAUACUCCUGUAUCCACGUGCUGGUACUGGUCUACCAAAUCUCAUGGGAGUUUUAGCAUAUUAUCCUGUCCUCUUGCUCUAAUCUGUAUGUCACCACCAUAAAUUUCAGUAUUUUCCUCUUAUCUAUACUGUUUUUUUUUAUUUAUAUAUGUAAAUCUGAGUUGCGAUCCUAUAUAUCCUAUAUUUCUCUUUAGCUAAACUGCAAAUCCCAGCAUGUUAUUCCAGCUUUGUGUAAGAAUUUAUGGGGAUCCGCCUUUAGGACUUUUACAGCUACACACAGAGGUCACAGGUGCGGUAACCUUGGUUCUAAUUAUUUCAUUUCUCGACAGAUGACCAAUAUAAACAAAAUACAUCAAACAUGUCAAAACAUACAGAAUAGCAAUCUGACAUUGUAUCCUGAGAAUCAGCCAAAACCAAGUGCUGCACUAGAUUAUUUUAAACCAUCAAAUAUCAAUUUAUGACCAGCAGCCUAUCCUAAAGUAGAAUUAAAGGAUAUAAGAAGUCACCGAGACAUUCUGUGACCACAUAAAGGCAGGGUAUUCAGUACCCGUGUAUUACAUGUUCUCCUGAUGAAUACUGACAAGGUGAUACAGUUAUGAUCUGCCCAUAACAAUAUUAUCUGCAGGAAGUUCAUCCCCUGUGCCAGUAUGCAUGUACUGGGCUUCCUAUGGCGCCCGCCCAGACUCUCUCUCAGCCUUUACUUCUUUAUAUGUUCUCUGAAAACAUUGUUACUAGAGCUUACUCUACUACCCACACUAAUGCCCCAUAGUAUUUACCAUACUCCCUCCUAUACUACCCACAGUAAUGCCCCAUAAUACUUACCAAACUCCUACUUGUACUACCCACACUAAUGCCCCAUAAUACUUACCAAACUCCCACUUAUACUACACACACUAAUGCCACAUAAUACUUACCAAACUCCCACAUAUACUACCCACACUAAUGCCCCAUAAUACUUUCCAUACUCCCUCCUAUACUACCCACACUAAUGCCCCAUAAUACUUACCAAACUCCCACUUAUACUACCCACACUAAUGCCCCAUAAUAUUUACCAUACUCCCUCCUAUACUACCCACAUUAAUGCCCCAUAAUAGUUACCAUACUCCCCCCUAUACUACCCACACUAAUGCCCCAUAAUACUUACCAAACUCCCACUUAUACUACCCACACUAAUGCCACAUAAUACUUACCAAACUCCCUCCUAUACUACCAACACUAAUGCCUCAUAAUACUUACCAUACUCCCUCCUAUAUUACCCACACUAAUGCCCCAUAAUAUUUACCAUACUCCCUCCUAUACUACCCAGACUAAUGCCCCAUCACACUCAACCUUCUUGCACCUAUACUACUCUAAUCAUUGUCAUUUUACACAUACAUUGCUUCCACAGAUACUGCCCAGACUAAAACUCACACAUACACUGCCCACAUAUACUGCCCACACUAAAACUAACAAACUUCAUUAAACCUAUCCUACUCUUACAUAUACUACACACACUAAUGUCCCCUCACAUCUACCCUACUCCUACCUAUACUACUCACACUAAUGCACCCCCACACCUACCCUACUCCUACCUAUACUACCCACACUUAUGUCCCCUCACACCUACCCUACUCCCACCUCUACUACUCACACUAAUGCACCCCCACACCUCCCCUACUCCUACCUAUACUACUCACACUAAUGCACCCCCACACCUACCCUACUCCGACCUAUUCUACCCACACUAAUGUCCCCUCACACCUACCCUACUCCUACCUAUACUACUCACACUAAUGCACCCUUACACCUACCCCACUCCCACCUAUACUACCCACACUAAUGUCCCCUCACACCUACCCUACUCCCACCUAUACUACUCACACUAAUACACUCACAUCUACCCUACUCCCACCUAUACUACUCACACUAAUGCACCCCCACACCUACCCUACUCCUACCUAUACUACUCACACUAAUGCACCCCCACACCUACCCUACUCCUAUCUAUUCUACCCACACUAAUGUCCCCUCACACCUACCCUACUCCUACCUAUACUAAUGCACCCCCACACCUACCCUACUCCCACCUAUACUACCCACACUAAUGUCCCCUCACACCUGCCCUACUCCCACCUAUACUACUCACACUAAUACACUCACAUCUACCCUACUCCCACCUAUACUACUCACACUAAUGCACCCCCACACCUACCCUACACCUACCUAUUCUACCCACACUAAUGUCCCCUCACACCUACCCUACUCCUACCUAUACUACUCACACUAAUGCACCCCCACACCUACCCUACUCCCACCUAUACUACCCACACUAAUGUCCCCUCACACCUACCCUACUCCCACCUAUACUACUCACACUAAUACACUCACAUCUACCCUACUCCCACCUAUACUACUCACACUAAUGCACCCCCACACCUACCCUACUCCUACCUAUUCUACCCACACUAAUGUCCCCUCACACCUACCCUACUCCUACCUAUACUACUCACACUAAUGCACCCCCACACCUACCCUACUCCCACCUAUACUACCCACACUAAUGUCCCCUCACACCUACCCUACUCCCACCUAUACUACUCACACUAAUACACUCACAUCUACCCUACUCCCACCUAUACUACCCAUACUAAUGUCCCCUCACACCUACCCUACUCCGACCUCUACUACUCACACUAAUGCACCCUCACAUCUACCCUACUCCCACCUAUACUACCCAUACUAAUACACCCUCACAUCUACCCUACUCCCACCUAUACUACCCAUACUAAUACACCCUCACAUCUACCCUACUCCCACCUAUACUACCCACACUAAUACACCCUCACAUCUAUCCUACUCCCACCUAUACUACUCACACUAAUGUGCUGUCACACCUUCUCAAAUGCUUAGUCACAUUUACUCUAUUCCCAGAUAUACUACCCAGACGGAUGCCACAUGACACUUACUCUCUCCACACCUAUACUACCCACAGUAAUGCCUCCUGACACCUACCCUACUCCCACCUACAGAUGAAGCCACACUUAUCUUGGCUUCUCUGCUGCGCCUAGGGACACCAUGGUUUAUUAGCAUAAACCCUUCAUCUAUUAUUUUCAACUGCAAUACAAUACAGAGAGAACAAUACAUCAGUGGAUUAAGUCAUUACAGCAGGGGAUUAAGUCCGACUGCCCUGGCUCAAUUAAUCCUAUUAAAGGCCAAGAUAAAGGUGGCUCCAUCUGUAUACUACCCACAUUAAUGCCCCCUCACACCUACCCUACUCCCACCUGUACUACCCAUACUAUUACACCCUCACACCUACCCUACUCCCACCUGUACUACCCAUACUAAUACACCCUCACACCUACCCUACUCCCACCUGUACUACCCAUACUAAUACACCCUCACAUCUACCCUACUCCCACCUAUACUACCCACACUAAUACACCCUCACAUCUACCCUAUUCCCACCUAUACUACUCAAUCUAAUACACCCUCACACCUACCCUACUCCCACCUGUACUACCCAUACUAAUACACCCUCACAUCUACCCUACUCCCACCUAUACUACCCACACUAAUGUCCCCUCACACCUACCCUACUCCCACCUAUACUACCCGCAAUAAUGCCCCCCCCCCCCCCCCACACACACACACACACACACACCUGUCCCAAUCUCCUCUCUGAGCCAUACUCCUCCCUCUUGUCCCGGCUGUGGCUUUUUCCUAAUAGAUUGUAAGCUCUUACUCUCUGUUUUCAUGCCUGUAUUUACUUUGUGUAAUUUGUAUGUCCCUGUUUUAUGUGAAUCCUGAUUGUAUCCAGCACAGCACUAAGACCUGGCUUAAAUGAUAAAUCUGCCAUUGUUUUUAUGCCUAAACAGAAAUUUGACGUGACUUCUAUUAUUCCCAUGUAGGAAAAAGUUAUCACAUCAUGUAUAAGGUUAUGCUUUGCUUACAUAAAUAGCACAUGUAUUACACAAAUACAGCCAGUUACAGAAGUUAUAUAUACAGUAAUUAUCUAACUUCAUUUGACUUUAUUUUGUUCUUUUAUCAAUGCCCUCCUGCAACUUUUACUACCUACAGGUCUUUAUAGUUUAAUCUGUCUUCUGGGUCACCAAACCAUAUAUAUCAUCAAUGCAAAGUUAUUGGUAUUAUUGGUGUCCUUGGAUACCACACAAAACUGCUCUGUGGAUGAAGUUGCAUCCAAUACACUAUAAAUGAUAUAAAGAGAAAACAUUUUCUAAACGUUACACGAGGACAUAUACAAAGCACCACCUUGAAGCUGUCUAAUUGAGGACUGUCUCUUUUAAUAUUCUAUCCCAAAUCCUAUAGCCUGCGAGAGGUGGCCAAUGCAAAAUCUUGGCACUAUAACCUCGAGAUUUAAAGCAGAUUUUUUUUCAAAGGCAAAACCAACCUUGUUUUGUUUUUUAUUAAAUUGCCCAUAUAAAUCCUGAGGUCCCGUUGCCAUAAUCUCACCACCGCCCACCACUCGCAGGCUAUGGCGUUUGGGCCUUUGUCUUUUAAUGCCAUUCUGUGGGAACUUGAUGAAUCAUUCUAGUUAAAAUAACCAAUCUAGUCAAAGAAAAGGUGUCGCUGAAUGUGACUGUUAUUGUAGUAUUAACGUCUUUAUAGACAGUAAAAUAAAUAAUUGUAAACCAGACUGGGGACACUGGAGAAGUGAGAGAUAAAAGGUCGGUGUAUGGUAAGACUAGUAACUGCUAGAAGGCAUGGAGAAUAGCUUGACUUUAUUAUUUUAUGUAACAUGAGUAACUACUGGAAAAAAGCAGCUUUCACGACACGUCCUGGAAAUUUAAUUAGAGUUGGCUGCUCAUUCCCUAAAAGCUGAAGGUUUCCCCAAAGUGACCUAACCAUAAAGUGACAUCAAGGGGAUUUUAUUUUACUUCUUCUUGCCCUGUCACAGUUAACCCACAUUGCAGUUCCUAGGUGUCGGCUUAGAGAGGUAAAAUGGCAGAAGCCUCACUUCAGUACAUUAUACGCACUUAAAUAAAAUGGUGUUAUGUAACCGUAGCAACCAAUCAGAUUAUGACUAUCAUUUUUGCUGUUAUUAAAUAAUGAUACAAACAUCUGAUUGCUAUAUACAUGACAAAUAAGUAUAUAUUACAUUAUUAAAUUAGAAUAUUUAUUUGCUUAUUUCUCACAGACAGGUUAUUGCCAUUAUUAUUGUACAGAAUACAUAAAGAGGUUGGCGCAGAGGGAGUGCUGCGCCAGUUGAUGUGUGCUGCGCCAAUUGAUGCAUGCAUUCACACAGCACAUGCCCAAAAACAAAUGCGCCCAUGUUUCUGACAGUUAUAUGUAACUGUGCCCGACCUGUACUCUGAGGUCAUUUGUGCGAUUCUGCCAGUUAUAUCUAACUGUGCCCGACCUGUACUCUGAGGUAAUUUGUGCGAUUCUGCCAGUUAUAUCUAACUGUGCCCGACCUGUACUCUGAGGUAAUUUGUGCGAUUCUGCCAGUUAUAUCUAACUGUGCCCGACCUGUACUCUGAGGUACUUUGUGCGUCAUCUGAUGGAGGCCACCAUUUUGGCUCCCAAAACCUCAGCGGAAGAUUUCAGUGUAGUAAAAUAGUUUACUGGAUGCCACAAGAUUAGUAGAAAUAAUAUUUAAAUUGUAUUCUUUAUGCAGCCCUAAUUCUUGGAAAAUGUAAUAGGACACACAGGAGAAUUGGAAAUAAACAUUUCUGCACGAAAGGAUAAAUCUGGAAAUCAGUGUAAUGCUUAAAUCCAUUUUACAUUAUUUUACAGCAGAAUAAAUUGUAUUAAAUGUCAGCCUUGAGGUGAACUAAAGCUGUCUCUGGGCGUAGGUAGGUCACUGUGACUCUUUCAUCUAGAGAUAACAUUUUGCAAGAUUCUGUUUAUUUUUUAUCUAACUAAAGAAUAUAACUUCAUCCAACUUUCUUUGGCUGGAUGAGUUCAUUAAUAAUAGUAAAGCUACCGGGGAAUACUAUUUUCCUGAGGUAAGCUUUCAGACUGCUUCAUUCGCUAAUCCACAAGGUUGAGGAUGAAAUAGAAUGACAGACUAAAAUGCCCCAUUGUAAUCAGGAAAGGAAGUGUAAUAAAUAGCCCUGAUGUGGAUUUGAAAUACAAUAUAUGAUAUCUAGAAUGUAACAGUAAUAGUCUCAGGUGAAGAAAGUUCAAGGACCGACUGAGAUGGAGACAAGAUAGGGGUCAACACAUAUGGAGGCCAUUCAGGAACAAAUUCAAAUGGAGGCCAUUCAGAGAGAGACUGAUCAUAGAGGAUGUGAGUAGAUGGAGAACGUUUAGGGACAGACAGGUGGAGGCCAGGGACAGACUGAGGCGGAGGCCGCUCAGGGACAGACUGAAAUGGAGAUUGCUCAGGGACAGACUGAGGUAGAGACCGCUCAGGGACAAAUUGAGGUGGAGACCAUUCAGGGUUAAAGUGAGGUGGAGACCAUUCAGUGAGAGACUGAGAUGGAGACCUUUCAGGAAAGAAUGAGGUGCAGACCAUUCAGGGACAGAAUGAGAUGGAGAUUGCUCAAUGACAGACUGAGAUGGAGACAGCUUAAGGGGAUGGAGACCAAUCAGGGAGAGACCGACAUGGAGACAGAUCUUGGAGAUGUAGAUGGUUUAUAUGGAAUGUCAUAGUAAAGAAUUAGUACGUGGGACGAGGGGAAAGAAUAGAUGAAGAUCAUUUAGUAGAUUGUUUCAUUGCUGAAAUGGGAAUAGGAGAAAAAAAACAAGUAGGCCUAAUCAUGUGAUGCUCCAUGUGGUACAGAAUUAUUGUAUAAAAAUAUGCAAAGAAAUAUUAUUAAAGAGACCAGUUUUUCUUCAUAAAAAAUAUCCACAGUUUACUAUAACCAUUUAUUUUUCUUGCAAGUUCAUUAUCUGUAGUGAUAGAUCCUGCCGAUAACAGUUACAUUAGCUAUACUACUAGUAUAUAAACUGCCGGCAGCAAUUCUAACCGUGGCUGGGAAUAUUGAGGGUUGUGGUGGAGACCGAUAUAUUCAUCAAGUUCUCUAAAGUUUUUCUGUAAGUUAUUAUAAUGUCCUGCUAAGAUGUGCUUCAUUUAGAAGUUCAUGCCCUCGUUGGUCCUAUCAGACAAUUCUUCCUAGAUGCCCAUUUUGCUUCUUCUUUACCCGUCUCUUUCCUUGUCUCACAUUUGCCCGUUAUCUAUCGUAACAUACCACCCUCCUGUUUUUUUGCCUGCCGUCCCUCAUCGCCACUAUUAGGAUCCAUUCAUAACCAUUCAAAUCUAUAUUAGUAGAGUCUUCAGCUAACAUUCUUCCUACCACCCUGGUGAUUUAUAAUACCCACUUGAAAUACGCAUAAGACUUGCACAGUUUAAAAUGCAAGCACUUUGGGGCAUAGAUUCCUAAAAUCUUUCACGCACUUAUCUGUAUAUUGUUUCAUGUAUUUUCAUUAUAAAUUGAUUUUGUACAUGGACAGGGUAUAAUAAAAACAAUACCUAAACUCAA
Messenger RNA from Pseudophryne corroboree (corroboree frog), 13467 nucleotides. RefSeq names its product spectrin repeat containing nuclear envelope family member 3 (gene SYNE3). NCBI's taxonomy places the organism in Eukaryota, Metazoa, Chordata, Amphibia, Anura, Myobatrachidae. Gene Ontology annotation, biological process: nuclear migration. The transcript has 33 exons. Gene Ontology annotation, cellular component: cytoplasm; nuclear outer membrane; meiotic nuclear membrane microtubule tethering complex. Gene Ontology annotation, molecular function: actin filament binding. Bases 251 to 5527 code for a protein of 1758 amino acids. The record is from RefSeq and is a predicted model, not a curated record.